Molecule: messenger RNA, 1599 nt
Organism: Dioscorea cayenensis subsp. rotundata (Guinea yam)
Lineage: Eukaryota; Viridiplantae; Streptophyta; Magnoliopsida; Dioscoreales; Dioscoreaceae
Product: mitochondrial adenine nucleotide transporter ADNT1
Exons: 8
Coding region: 228-1301 (357 amino acids)
Biological process (GO): transmembrane transport
Source: RefSeq, a predicted model, not a curated record
AACGCCGCCACUAAACCCCAGUUCCCCGACUUCUCUUUCUCGCUUCCCCUUUGGAUUUCCCUCUCGACUUCCCACCUCCGUCUCCGCCGACGCCGCCGCCGACGAGGAACUCGACGAGGAGAGGAAAUGGCCGCCUUGGCCUGAUCGCCCCUCGGAGCUGCUGGGAUUGAUUGGGUUCUGUCAUCUAGGGUUGCGAAUUCGGUGUUUUUUUUGUUUCUAGGGUUUCUAUGGCGUCCGAGGACGUUGUGGGGAAGAGCACGGGGGAGUCGGCGGUGAACACGAUCGUGAACCUUGCUGAGGAGGCGAAGCUUGCUAGAGAGAAUGUUAAGGCUCCUCAGUAUGCGAUCGCGAGCGUUCUCAGGUCGCUCAUCGCUGGUGGUGUCGCUGGCGGAGUGUCGCGGACUGCUGUUGCCCCACUUGAGAGGUUAAAAAUCUUGCUUCAGGUCCAAAAUCCUCAUAGCAUCAAGUAUAGUGGAACCAUGCAAGGCCUCAAGUAUAUUUGGAGAACUGAAGGUUUUACUGGAUUAUUCAAAGGCAAUGGUACCAACUGUGCACGAAUAGUUCCAAAUUCAGCUGUGAAAUUCUUUAGUUAUGAGCGUGCCUCCAGCGGGAUUUUAUGGCUUUACCGUCAGCAGACUGGCAAUGAGGAUGCUCAGCUUACACCUGUAUUGCGUCUUGGGGCUGGAGCGUGUGCUGGAAUUAUUGCAAUGUCUGCCACUUAUCCUAUGGAUAUGGUACGGGGCAGGAUAACUGUUCAGACCGAGAAGUCUCCUUAUCAGUAUAGUGGUAUGUUUCACGCCUUACGGACAGUCUUUCGGGAAGAAGGCUUUCGUGCUUUGUACAAAGGCUGGCUUCCUUCAGUUAUAGGAGUUAUUCCAUAUGUUGGUCUCAACUUUGCCGUGUAUGAAUCUCUGAAAGAUUGGUUGGUCAAAAAUAAUCCAUACGGAAUAGUUGAUAAUGGAGAGUUGAGUAUGGUGACAAAGCUUGCUUGUGGAGCUGCUGCCGGAACUGUUGGCCAGACCGUUGCCUAUCCACUUGAUGUCAUUCGGAGACGUAUGCAGAUGGUGGGUUGGAACCAUGCUGCUUCUGUUAUAACAGGUCAAGGUAUGAGCAAAGCACCAAUGGAAUACUCGGGAAUGAUUGAUGCUUUUAGGAAGACAGUGCGCCAUGAGGGUUUCCGAGCUCUGUACAAGGGUCUAGUUCCAAACUCUGUCAAGGUGGUGCCAUCCAUCGCCAUUGCCUUCGUGUCGUAUGAAGGUAUUAAGGAUAUCCUUGGAGCAGAAAUGAGAAUCUCCGAUUAAUCAAUGCGCAGCUGAGCUGACUGUUAUUUUUGUAGGUGGAUGAGUAAAAGUAAAAAAAAAAAAAGAAAGAAAGAAAGUGAAUAGGAUAGAUGUUCAGUGUGGUGCCAGUAUUAUUACAUAAUAUAUUUAUGGCUGAACAUCUAGUUUCUACUCAUUAGUUUCAAAGCAAUAAAUUGGCUGCAACUCAGGGUGUUAAAUUCCCUAGAUUGAAAUUAUUUUAACAAAUUGUGGUUGUUAUUGAGAUUGUAUUAUAAAUCUCUUUAAUGCUCAACUCUGUUUUUAGGGUUUUUGUGUGCCA